CCCCCACUCUCCGAUGUCGCCUCCAACAUCGACCGCCCAUCUCAUGUCAAGCGUCGCAACCAGCGAAUCAUCUCCGCGCUGCUAGCAACCGCCAUCCCGGGGAAGCGGGCCACAGAGGCGGAUUACUAUGGAGCGAUUCUUAUCGCACUAAUGGCAGUGACGCGAUCGCCCAUCGAGGCUAUCGCCAUAUGUCGGUCUGUUCGGGGUCGGUCCGCUGAUAAGCCUUUGAUCUGUCAAUGUUGGAUCAUCUCGUCCUUUGUUCUUGGUGAUUGGAAUCUUGCCUGGUCUACCAUCGCUGCAAAAGCAGGCGACGACUCGAAGCUGCGAUAUUCGUCUGUACUGUCCUAUUAUAGUGGCUUUACGAUCGAACGACAUCUAACAACCAUGGCGGACACGGUUUCUCCCAUCAAGAAUCUUCCCAGCGAACUGCUAGCUAGUAUACUGGGCGGUUUCAGCACCAAAGAGCUCCUCCCAGUCGUCACCGUGAAUCACCGCUUCUGCUCUAUAGCUACCAAGAUUCUAUACCGACGACUUGUCGCUUCGCCCUCACGGUCAAACCACGGCGUCAUCCUCGAAUGCUACCACCCAAGUGCCAAAAUAUCCACGCCCUACCUGCGCUGUCAGUAUCUCGGCAAUGCCACCUGCGAUGGACCCUCCAUCGACGAGCGGGACCCCAGCUUUGUGGACCUGCGCAGGAUAUACUCGUGCUUUCGGCCGGUUGUAUUAGAAACCAACAGACGCAGGAGAUUCCGCUACGGGUGGUCCGUGGAAACGAUGGGAGGGAGCACGCAGCUGCAGAUUGCCGCUGACGACGAAGAAGUAGAGGAUACGGCCCAUCAGGAAGUCUACUUGGACGAAGGGGAGCGCUUCUCUCAACUGUGCGCGGUGGCAAAUGUCGUUGUCCACGGCUCUCGGCCGGGCCUCUUUACACGACACGUCAACUUCAGCGACGGCGUCAUUCGCGUGUUUAGAGAGUGGCUGGCCAGCAUGUUGCCCGGCCACUCAUCCACUCAUGGUGAAUCCGGGGCGUCCUCUUCCUCCCCCUCCGCCGUAACAGAAGCCUCCAUCUCGGCGGCUGGUUUGUUUUCAUCAGAAGAUGAAAACAUCCUAUGGGUCGACACAACAAAGAACGUUGGGAUUCGAUUCAGGGUGACGCCAGGGCCAGAGGCAAGGGGAACGAUCUGGGAAGAUGAGCCACCCAUGUUUUACAAUCUGACUUAUGAAGAACUGGUUGUGCGGACGAGCACGCUGCUGCUCGCGAUGGACGAAGCGGAUGUGCAGCAUGUGGCGCAUUCUGGAAAAGACGUUAUUAUUGCUCCUUUUACGAUUCUCUGA
Messenger RNA from Trichoderma gamsii, 1335 nucleotides. RefSeq lists its product as hypothetical. The annotation marks the transcript as partial. Lineage: Eukaryota; Fungi; Ascomycota; Sordariomycetes; Hypocreales; Hypocreaceae. The transcript has 3 exons. The record is from RefSeq and is a predicted model, not a curated record. Gene Ontology annotation, molecular function: protein binding.